Suillus bovinus is the source of this 1488-nucleotide messenger RNA. RefSeq names its product CoA-transferase family III. The record is from RefSeq and is a predicted model, not a curated record. Gene Ontology annotation, molecular function: catalytic activity. The transcript is spliced from 9 exons. Lineage: Eukaryota; Fungi; Basidiomycota; Agaricomycetes; Boletales; Suillaceae. Bases 1 to 1488 code for a protein of 495 amino acids.
AUGUUUCUUUUUGUGAUAUUCUUGGACGGACUCACUGACUUUUCUAAAACAUGUCCUGCACCUCACAAUCACACAAUCAGGCCAAUUCUUUUUUGGCUCGCCAAUGAUUUGCCCCCAGAAAUCCUUUCACAUCUCAAAUUCAGUGGCUGUCCUGACACCGCAAUUAAUUCUUCCUUCAAGCUAGGGAGCGCAGCCCAGACAUCUAUCGGCCUAUCAGGCCUAGCAGCUGCAUAUAUCCUUUAUCUGAGGACCGGAAAUAUGCAAGACGUCAGUGUCAAUGCACGCCACGCUAUUCUAGACAUAUCUAGUGAAUCUUGGUACACCGUAGAUGGCCAGAUGCCAACUAAGUCCAUGCAGGAUUACCUAGCAGGGAUAUACAGAACCAAGGACAAUAGUUUUGUUCGUCUACACACCAACUUUCCGCAUCAUCGACAGGGCAUUCUCAAUAUUUUGCAAUGUGAUCCCACUCGUGAAGCAGUUCAAGCUGCGUUAUUGCAAUGGAAUGCGAAAGAUUUCGAAGAUGAGGCAGUAAAGCAGAAAAUGUGUGUCAGUGCCUAUAGGUCAUUUGAGGAGUGGGACAAGCAUCCGCACGCAGCUGCAUUAAGAGGAACCCCUCCAGGAAUUAGAGUGUUAGACCUGUGCCGGGUGCUUUCUGGACCGGUGUGCGGCCGUGCGCUCGCAGCAUAUGGGGCUGACGUGCUCCUCGUGACCUCCCCAAAUCUUCCUGAUUUACCCGUGCUUGAUAUUGAUACGUCUCGCGGCAAGCGCACGACACAGCUCGAUCUCACCCAAGCCUCACAACAUGACCGCCUGAAAGAAUUAGUCGAAGAUGCUGAUGUAUUCCUGCAAGCAUACCGACCAAGUGGCCUUCAGGAAAAAGGGUUUGGAUCUCAGGAACUUGCUAGAGUUCGGCCUGGUAUUGUAUGCGCCAAUCUGACAGCGUAUGGUUGGGAGGGUCCCUGGAAGCAUAAGCGCGGCUUCGACUCGCUCGUGCAGACUGCUACGGGCUUCAAUUGGGCGGAGUCUGAAGCUUUUGCCAAGUUCAAUGGGCAGCCCGUCACGGAUAAGCCAGAACCUCGGGCACUCCCUGUGCAAGCCUUGGAUCAUGUCGCAGGGUCCUUCCUCGCUUUUGGAAUUCAAGCUGCAAUCGCAAAAACGAUCACUGAAGGUGGCUCUUGGGAAGUCCGUGUCUCUCAGGCUUUAGCAGCAGUUGCGCAGUGGCUCCGAUCACUCGGGCAACUUCCGCCAGAUACCGCAUUCGGAGAUGGGGAACCUCUACCAAAGCGAAUGAUCCCACCGGACUCAGAGGUAGCUGCAUCAUCGGUCACACUCCACGAGGCGACAGGCGAUAAAAGGGACGUUGAAGGGCGUCUCAGGAUGAUGACAGCUAUUCGCCAUGCAGCGCAGCUAUCCGUUACGCCGGUCAAAGAUGUGGAAGCUCCAAUGGGUUUGAAUCGGCAUCAACCUGUGUGGUUGCCGCGUGCUUAG